Durio zibethinus is the source of this 679-nucleotide messenger RNA. NCBI's taxonomy places the organism in Eukaryota, Viridiplantae, Streptophyta, Magnoliopsida, Malvales, Malvaceae. The record is from RefSeq and is a predicted model, not a curated record.
CCAUAACAUAUUUGAUCUAAUCUUUUUAUCUCCUUUUUAAUUCUUUUCUCCAAUUUAGAUGAUUCUAUUUCUUGAUCGCUCUUUCCUUAGGAAUCCGACCACAAAGAGUUUUCAUCAAUGCUUUAUAAAGCUUUGGAAGGUGCAAUGAUGUUGGAAACAUUCCCCAAGACGACCGUGGAUGUUUUUGCAUUGGUGUUGGAAUCUGGGGGCAUUAAUGAUCUUCCUGUUGUCAAAUCAUGUGCUAGUCUAGCCCUUGCAGAUGCAGGGAUAAUGAUAUAUGACCUUGUUGCUGUAGUUUUUGUGGCAAGUUUCUUUGUGUAUGUUUUACACUCGAGGAUUAAGCAUUAUGAUCAUUGUGCACAUGGAAGCUUAAUGCUUUCAUGUAUGCCUUCUUGUUAUGAGAUCACUCAACUAACUUUUACAGGAGAACCGUCAACCGCAUAUAUUAAUGAGGCAAUGCAGCUUUGCCUUGAUGCUUGCAAUAAGCUUGGUAGAGUAAUGAGGUCAUGCUUGAAGGAAGCUGCAUCUGCUUCACAAUAGUGGAAAGAAGAUGCACAUCUUAAUCUUGUUUUCCCAAUACAAUCUUUCUUUUUCCUUUUUGACCUUUUCUUCAGUAACUUAUGCAGACUUUCAGAGAAUUUUGUUAAUGAGUUGAGUUAUUUCCCCUCAUUUUUCAAUG